GCCUCCUUUCAGCGGGCAGCGGGCCGGGACGCAGAAGGCUCGGUGCCCUCGCCCUGCCCGCUGGACACCCCCGUCCUCCCGGAGCGGGACAGCCGGGGCCAUGCGGCCGAGCCUGCUGCUGGCCCUGCUCGCCCUGGUGCCGGCGGCCACCCCGCUGCUGGCAGACGCCCAGCAGUUCUUAAUCUACAACGAUGACCACAAGCGCUGCGUGGAGGCGGUCAGCCCCAGCGCCGUCCACACGGCAGCGUGCAACCAGGACAGUGAGGCCCAGCGGUUCCGGUGGGUGUCGGACACCCAGCUGAUGAGCGUCGCCUUCAAGCUGUGCCUGGGCGUGCCGGGCAAGACGGACUGGGUGCCCGUCACCCUGUACGCCUGCGACACGAAAAGUGAGCUGCAGAAGUGGGAGUGCAAAAACGACAUGCUCUUCGGGCUCAAGGGCGAGGACCUGUUUUUUAACUAUGGCAACAGGCAGGAGAAGAAUGUCAUGCUCUACAAGGGGUCGGGGCUGUGGAGCAGGUGGAGGAUCUACGGGACCACCAGCGACCUGUGCUCCCGGGGCUACGAAGCCAUGUACACCCUCCUGGGCAACGCCAACGGGGCCACCUGCGCCUUCCCCUUCAAGUUCGAGAACAAGUGGUACGCGGACUGCACCAGCGCGGGGCGGUCGGACGGCUGGCUGUGGUGCGGCACCACGACGGACUACGACACCGACAAGCUAUUUGGGUUCUGUCCACUGAAGUUCGAGGGAAGCGAGAGCCUGUGGAAGAAGGACCCGCUGACCAGCAUCUCCUACCAGAUCAACUCCCAGGCGGCGCUGUCCUGGCACCAGGCGCGGAGGAGCUGCCAGCAGCAGGGCGCCGAGCUGCUGAGCAUCACGGAGAUCCACGAGCAGACGUACCUGACAGGACUGACCAGCUCCUUGACUUCCGGACUCUGGAUUGGGCUAAACAGUCUGAGCUUCAACGCCGGCUGGCAGUGGAGCGGCGGCGGCCCCUUCCGGUAUCUGAACUGGUUGCCAGGAAGUCCAUCUGCCGAACCUGGAAAAAGCUGUGUGUCACUAAACCCCGGGAAAAAUGCUAAAUGGGAAAACCUGGAAUGUGUUCAGAAACUGGGCUACAUUUGUAAAAAGGGCAACACGACCUUGAAUCCUUUUGUCAUUCCUUCAGAGAGCGACGUGCCCAGCACCUGCCCCAGCCAGUGGUGGCCGUACGCAGGCCACUGCUACAAGAUCCACAGGGAGAAGAAAAUCCAAAGGGAUGCCUUGCAGGCGUGCCGGAAGGAAGGGGGCGACCUGGCCAGUGUCCACAGCAUCGAGGAGUUCGACUUCAUCAUCUCCCAGCUGGGAUACGAGCCCAGUGACGAGCUGUGGAUCGGUCUCAACGACCUCAAGAUUCAGAUGUACUUUGAGUGGAGUGACGGGACGCCGGUGACGUUCACCAAGUGGCUGCGCGGGGAACCCAGCCACGAGAACAACCGGCAGGAGGACUGCACGGUGAUGAGGGGCCCGGACGGGUACUGGGCCGACCGGGCCUGCGAGCGGCCCCUGGACUACAUCUGCAAGACGAAAUCCCAGGCACCAGCCCCGGGCGCCGAGCCGGUGGACGCGGGCUGCAGGAAGGGCUGGAAGAGACAUGGCUUUUACUGCUAUUUGAUUGGGCACACACUUUCAACAUUUUCAGAAGCAAACCAAACCUGUGGGAAUGAGAAGGCUUAUCUAACAACCAUUGAAGACAGGUAUGAACAAGCCUUUCUGACGAGCCUGGUGGGCCUGAGGCCCGAGAGGUAUUUCUGGACGGGCCUCUCGGACGUGCGAACCCGAGGCGCCUUCGAGUGGACCGUGGACGACGGCGUUCGCUUCACCCACUGGAACUCGGACAUGCCCGGGCGAAGGACGGGGUGUGUUGCCAUGAGAACUGGGAUCUCAGGAGGACUGUGGGAUGUUUUGAAGUGUGACGAGAAGGCAAAAUUUGUGUGCAAGCACUGGGCAGAAGGGGUAACGCGCCCACCGGAGCCCACGACAACCCCCGAACCCAAAUGUCUCGAGGACUGGGGCACCACCAGCAAGACGAGCCUGUGCUUCAAGCUUUUUGCAAAAGGAAAACAUGAGAAGAAAACAUGGUUUGAAUCUCGAGAUUUCUGCCGCGCUCUAGGUGGAGACCUGGCCAGCAUCAACAACAAAGAGGAGGAGCAAGCCGUGUGGCGCUUGGUGACGGUAACUGGGAACUACCAUGAGCGGUUUUGGUUGGGACUGACGUACGGCAGCCCUUCGGAAGGCUUCACCUGGAGCGAUGGCUCCCCUGUUUCCUAUGAAAAUUGGGCUUACGGAGAGCCUAAUAAUUAUCAGAAUGUGGAAUAUUGCGGCGAGCUGAAGGGGGAGCCCGGCCUGGCUUGGAACGACAUGAACUGCGAAAAUCUCAACAACUGGAUUUGCCAGAUAAAGAAAGGACAAACACCCAAGCCUGAGCCGACACCAGCCCCCCAAGAAAAUCCACCUGUCACGGAAGACGGCUGGGUUAUUUACAAAGAACACCAGUAUUAUUUUAGCAAAGAGAAGGAAACCAUGGACAAUGCACGGGAAUUUUGCAAGAAGAAUUUCGGUGAUCUCGUUUCCAUUCAAAGUGAAAGUGAAAAGAAGUUUCUAUGGAAAUAUGUCAACAAGAAUGAUGCACAGCCAGCAUAUUUUAUUGGUUUACUGAUCAGCUUGGAUAAAAAGUUUGUGUGGAUGGACGGAAGCAAAGUGGACUUCGUGGCUUGGGCCACGGGCGAACCUAAUUUUGCAAAUGAUGAUGAAAACUGUGUCACCAUGUACUCCAAUUCAGGGUUCUGGAACGACAUCAAUUGUGGUUAUCCGAGUGCCUUCAUCUGCCAGCGACACAACAGCAGCAUAAACACCACCGCGCCCCCCACCGCGCCCCCCGCCCCGGGCGGCUGCAAGGAGGGCUGGCACUUUUACAACAACAAGUGUUUCAAAAUCUUUGGAUUUGUUGAAGAAGAAAGAAAAAGUUGGCAAGAUGCACGGAAAGCUUGUAUAGGAUUUGGAGGAAACCUAGUAUCCAUACGUGAUGAAAAAGAGCAAGCCUUCCUCACCUACCACAUGAAGAACUCCACCUUCAGCGCCUGGACCGGGCUCAACGACGUCAACUCUGAGCACACCUUCCUCUGGACGGACGGACGGGGCGUCCAGUACACCAACUGGGGCAAGGGCUUCCCCGGCGGGCGGAGGAGCAGCCUUUCUUACGAAGACGCUGACUGUGUCGUCAUUCUUGGAGGCAAAUUACGGGAUGCAGGGAAGUGGAUGGAUGACACGUGCGAGAGUAAGCGAGGCUACGUGUGCCAGACACAGUCCGACCCUUCCUUGCCUAGCUCUGCAACAGCAAUUCCACCAGAUGGUUUUAUUAAGUUUGGUGAAAGCAGCUAUGCACUCAUGAAAUUGAAGUUGCCGUGGCAUGAAGCAAAGAGUUAUUGCCAAUACAACGCCUCCCAGAUCGCCAGCAUCCUGGAUCCCUACAGCGAUGCAUUCGUGUGGCUGAAAAUGCAGGUGCUGAGCGAGCCCCUGUGGAUCGCCCUCAACAGCAACGAGACGGGGGGCGAGUACGCGUGGGCCGACGGCUGGCGGGUGAGGCACACGAACUGGGCGGCCGACGAGCCCAAGCUGAAGUCGGCCUGCGUCUACCUGGACUUCGACGGCUACUGGAAAACGGCUCCUUGCAGUCAAAGCUUCUAUUUUCUCUGCAAAAGAUCAGACGAAGUCCCUGCCACAGAGCCUCCACAGCUGCCCGGCCGAUGCCCCGAGUCGGGGCACAUGGCGUGGAUCCCUUUCCACGGCCACUGCUACUACAUCGAGUCCUCGUACACCAGGAACUGGGGCCAGGCCUCCCUGGACUGCCUCCGGAUGAGUGCCUCCUUGGCUUCCAUCGAAAGUGCGGCUGAAGCUGGUUUUCUGUCGUAUCGGGUUGAGCCACUUAAAAGUAAAACUGACUUUUGGAUAGGAUUGUACAGAAAUGUUGAAGGAAUUUGGCUCUGGAUAAACAACAGUCCACUCUCCUUUGUCAACUGGAACACGGGAGAACCGUCUGGUGAACGAAAUGAUUGUGUGUUUUUAUCUGCUUCUUCUGGCUUUUGGAGUGGGAUCCACUGCUCUUCCUACAAAGGCUAUAUUUGUAAAAGGCCAAAAAUUGUUGAUGCUGAACCUACCCAUACACUAACGACAACAAAAGCGGACCCGCAGAGGAUGGAGCCGUUGCCGCCGUCUCCCCGGGUGGCCGGGGUGGCCGUCGUGGUGAUCCUGCUGGUCCUCGCGGGCGCUGGCCUGGCCGCUUACCUCUUCUACAGGAGGAGGCACGGGCGCCCACCGCGGGAGGACACCUUCGAGAACACGCUGUACUUCAACAGCCGGUCGGGCCCGGGCAUGAGCGACACCAAGGACCUGGUGGGCAACAUCGAGCAGAACGAGCACGCGGUCAUCUAGGGCCCGGCGCAGCAGGGGCAUCGGGAGCUCACAAAAUCCCAACUAAAAUGUUAAGGUCUUUGAUCCAAUGUGAUUGUUUCCUUUUAACUUAGUCCUGGGUUGCACUGGUCUGUCUUUUUUUCUUUGCCUACUUGAAGAAAUAAUUGCUCAUUUUCUAGCCCGGCAAGAUAUUUUCACAAAAGAGGGACAAUAUAGACUAAAACUUUCAAAGCAUCGGCGGUGAGGGCAUGCACCGGCUUCUGCGCAUCAUCUCUCAGCAUCCAUUCCACAGAAAUUAGAAGUGCUCUGGGACACAGACGAAGCCUCCAGAAGCACUCAAGGGAACUUCCAGAGAUCAGUUACCUGCAGAAUUGUAAUUCAGUAACUAGAAAACUAUUUUACAAAUCAAGUACAAAUAACCUCAAGUGGUGUGAGAGAUCGUUACUUUUCUCUUUUAAGGGUCCUGAUGUCCACUCCAAUUUGAGUUGCACUCGCUGUGAGCAGCGGAUUAGGCAGCUGGAACCCUUCCCCUUAGGGUUGCACAGCCGGCACAUCCCACAUGCUCGUUGUCCUGGUGUAUGUAUUUCAGAAAUGCAAAGAUGUGAAAACAAAGUGUAAAUUUGCAUAACUGGAUAUAUUUAGAUAAUGUGAAAUAAACAUCAAAGACAAGGUCUAUUUUUAAUAGGUUUACAUUUCAGGUGAUCGUUGUAAAUGUAAAUUUGCUUUCAAAUGAGAUUUAUUUAUCUGUUUACUUUAUAUAUGACAUUGCCCAUAAAAUAAAUGUUAUUAUUAGC
Choloepus didactylus (southern two-toed sloth) is the source of this 5241-nucleotide messenger RNA. It is a transcript of the gene MRC1, whose product is annotated as mannose receptor C-type 1. NCBI's taxonomy places the organism in Eukaryota, Metazoa, Chordata, Mammalia, Pilosa, Megalonychidae. Gene Ontology annotation, molecular function: signaling receptor activity. The transcript has 30 exons. The record is from RefSeq and is a predicted model, not a curated record. The coding region runs from base 101 to 4468 and encodes 1455 amino acids.